AGCAGGCCGAACGAGAGGAGUCGUGGUGGUGCAGGCAUUGUGUGGGCCACGGCAUCUUUCGACUGUAUAAUUCCAAAAAUCCUCUUUGCUCCUGGCUACUGAUCAAUUAUCGAUUAGUAUUGAUUCGAGGAUGAAGUCCGUAUUGUUGCUGUGUUCGUUGUUAGUCGUCGUUUCGAGCACAGUUCCGAAAUUUCGCGAGAAGAAACCGCGAUGCGAACGGAUCGACUAUGAAUUAUGUCGUGAUCUACCGUAUAAUCUUACUGGAUUCCCCAAUCUAGCCGGUGAAGAAUCCGGACGAGAUGCGCAGGAUACAUUGGCAUCCUUCCAACCGCUUAUCAAUAGUCAGUGCAGCGAGCAACUACGGUUUUUCCUGUGCUCUGUGUAUUUUCCGAUGUGUAACGAAAAGAUUCCUCAACUCAUAGGCCCUUGCCGACCGUUGUGCGAGUCCGUACGAGAUAAAUGUCUGCCUUUACUGAAGGAUUUUGGAUUUUCGUGGCCAACACAAAUUGACUGCAACAAGUUCAUAUUGGAAAACAACAAUGAAGAUAUGUGCAUGCGCGGACCAAAUGAGGAAGGUGUGAUUGCUAAAACACCGGAGGAAGAAAAAGAAGAUUGUCCACCUGAGCAUAUUUAUGUAAAUCGUAGUGGCCGUUGUAUACCCAUUUGUGCUGCUGGUCAGGGUAUAAAACAGAGUGACAGAGAAUCUGCCUCCACUGCUCUUUUUGUUCUGUCAAUCAUCAGUUUGGUAGUGACAGCCAUAUGCGUUUUGACAUUUGUCAUGAGACGUCACUGUCUCACGGCCUUACCGGAGACGAGUUUACUGUGGACAGCGCUUUCAUUUGCGCUAAGUUCGAUUGUCUACCUCUUUAGUCUGCUAUACCGGGAACAGAUCUCAUGCACUGAUUAUUCUUCUCAUCUCCUUUUCGUUGUCGGUGAUUUCCCUCAUACUCCAUGUGCUUGUGUAUCUGCUCUUUUGUACUACUUUGGAACGGCGGGCCGUUUAUGGUGGUUGGUACUUUGCUGCACUUGGAACCAGCAAACGACAAGAUCUGGAAAUUUGGAGAAAUAUCGCGCUCAAAUUCAAAUGCUUGCCUGGGCCUCGCCACUGGGUUUGGUACUGUUUGCCCUCAUGGCAAGAAGCACUGGAGCCGACCCACUAAGCGGAAUUUGCGUAGUAGGAGCUGCUAGCAGGGUGUUGGACGGAGUAUUCAAUCUUUUCCGUGAUCUAGUCUUCGUUAUCGCCUGUUGUAUACCGUUACUCGUCGGCUUCCGGGUAAUGCUCACAACUCCGCAGGCGAAUUAUGGCACGGGUCUUGAAGGAGCACUUUACCCAGCUGCUGCAAUAUUUUACAUGCUUGCCUUUGUCAACGAUGCUUGGCAGCCAAGUUUGCAUUGGACUCAUAGUUGGAAUGUUGUGUCUGCAAUGAGGAUACUCAUUGACCCAAUCUUAGGAGUUCUGGCAGCUUCGGCUUGUCUUUUGCAUAUCAUAGUGAAUCUAUGCCGUGCUAUCAGAUCUCCCGUAGCUGACAAAAAUGGCUAUCAGCCGGCCGUUCCACGCAUUCCACAACCGGCUAUUCCAGUCAGCGUUCGUUCGCACAACACCUAUGCUACAACCACUCAACGAUUGCCAAUCUGCUAGUGAUCUCGUCAUGUUCACUCAUUUUAUUGUCUUAUUGAUUUAUUGAUUAGUGUUCUGUUCCGGCAUUGACAUGACAUGUGUACAUAGUAUUAUCCGUAAUUUAUAUAUGUUGUGUGUGUAUUUCUAUGCUCGUGAGAAAACAAAUGGUGCUUUUAAUUUGCUUCAUUGACGCAUGCAGAGUUUUACCUAUGACGUCACUUUCGGAUCAAUAAAUGUUUAUAUG
This is a messenger RNA of Cylicocyclus nassatus, 1862 nucleotides long. The record is from the annotation of a GenBank genome assembly. Lineage: Eukaryota; Metazoa; Nematoda; Chromadorea; Rhabditida; Strongylidae.